Cordyceps fumosorosea ARSEF 2679 is the source of this 1056-nucleotide messenger RNA. RefSeq names its product Meiosis specific protein SPO22. The transcript has 3 exons. The record is from RefSeq and is a predicted model, not a curated record. NCBI's taxonomy places the organism in Eukaryota, Fungi, Ascomycota, Sordariomycetes, Hypocreales, Cordycipitaceae. Bases 1 to 1056 code for a protein of 351 amino acids. Gene Ontology annotation, biological process: meiotic cell cycle; regulation of synaptonemal complex assembly.
AUGGAUUCCAAGGCACCAUUCAAGCAAUCGCCGCCACCCUCUGUUGUGGCAAACAAGCCAGCAGCGACGCUUCUCCACUUUGCCACUGACCUUGAGUCUUCUGUAAGAAAUGGUGGGGAGGUCAACCAUUCUGAUCUCGAGUACUACACGCUGCGAGCAAACGACCCGAGCCAGUUUCCGGUAGGCACACUGGCCCAAGACACAGCCCAUCAGCUAGAAAGUAUCGGGCGGCGAAUAUGGAAUACUUUUUUGCGGAAGCAAGGCGGUGUUUUUGAUGAAGAGCGGAGUAGGUCAGAGCUUCGGUUCUGCCUACGCGCCAGACUCUUUGGCUACCUGCUUCUUGGGAUCGGCUUGGUGCAGCGUCCCGAGGCAAACGCCGCUCAAUCCACAGCCUACCUGAUACGAUUGGGCCUCGCCCUCUCCAAAGUCUGCAUAAAGCACUCGGACUUGGGGUCUGCACGAAUCGCGCUGCAAAAGAUCACAGAGUAUCUAUCUUGCCGUUCUGGUUGCAUCUCGCCGGCAGGUGGCGACAACGCGGUCAUUCGCCAAUCAGACCAUGCCUGCUACUACAUCCUGCGCAUCGCACUGUCUUGGAAGGACGAUCGUCUCGACCUCGCCGAGCACAUGUAUGCCAAAGCUACGCAGCAUACGCCGUACAUCGACACCGGUACCCGCAUGACACUCGUACACGUCCUCACGCAGAUAGGGGAGAGCAUCGUCGCAAAAUCAAACCCCUUGGACGCCGCCCCAUGGUUCCGACGCGCAGCUGCAGAAUCCCGUGCCUACAGCGACAAUAACCGAGACACACUGGGUACCGAAGCGGAUAUGCGAACGCAUCAACAAACUCAACUAAAGGCGCAUUGGGGUCUAGUCCAGUGUCUUGCAGGGCUCAAGUCUCGCGAGCCGCUGCAGGAAGCACUCAGCGUUGUCCAGGCAGCUCAGGCGGAGUUUGGAGAGCGUCGGAUAGAGGUGCUGGAGAUGCUGGUCGCGGUGCAGACGGCCCAGGGGAACGCCACCGAUGCCCUCACUGAUCUGUUAGAGGGCUUGCUUUCGUAA